Molecule: messenger RNA, 1158 nt
Organism: Sesamum indicum (sesame)
Lineage: Eukaryota; Viridiplantae; Streptophyta; Magnoliopsida; Lamiales; Pedaliaceae
Molecular function (GO): ADP binding
Source: RefSeq, a predicted model, not a curated record
UUCCAUUCUGAUCGAAUGGUCGUCAUUGUCCAGGUCUUCUGUCGGUUCCUACGACCCGGGUCGGGUCCUCUGCGACCCGCCCGCUGUGAGGUACGCGGAUCCGGUCGCGGAAAUGACCAUCCUACCCUUAAUGAAGGGCUUUUUAGUCUUUUUGCAGGGGGGUUAUACAUAUACCCAUCAACGAGAUACCUAAUUGUGUUCGAUGACAUAUGGGAUCAGAGAUGUUGGGAAGAGGUGAGAAACUAUUGUCCAGACAAUAGUAAUGGAAGUCGGAUCAUCAUAACAACUAGGCUAGAACAAGUAGCUGAAUACGCCCGACUCGGAGAAUGGCAUUUUAAAAAGAGGUUCCUGAAUCAACAAGAAAGUUGGCUUCUUUUUUGCGAUAAGGUGUUUGGUGGAGACCAUUCAUCAUGCCCUCCUGAACUUGAGAAAGCUGGAAGGAAGAUUGUCAAGAAGUGUGAAGGACUUCCUCUCACAAUCAUUGCAGUUGCCAGACACCUACACGAUGCCGAGAGGACGCCAGAGUACUGGAAGCAGGCAACCAAGAAAGUGCAUACAGCCAUCAUCGGUGCAGACAAGGAAGCAUCAGAGGGUCUUGGCCCCAAGCCUCCUGCUCCAUUUUUCCCAGUGUUUCUUAGAAAGUUAACACUCGGUGGACUUGGACUUCCUUGGGAAGAAAUGAAUCUUAUUGCUUGUUUGCCGAAUCUUGAGGUGCUUAAACUACGAUGCUACGCCUUUCGAGGGCCGGAAUGGGAAACUUUUGAGGGGGGAUUCUUGAAACUUAGAGUUCUUCUAAUUGAAGACACUGACUUGGAAUACUGGAGAGUUGGUUGUUUUGAUUUCCCAUGUCUUCAGCGCUUACUCAUUCACCACUGCUACAAAUUGAAAGAGAUCCCUCGAAGCAUUGGAGAACAUGUAUGCCUUGAAAUGAUAGAGAUAGUUGAUGGCACCCCUUCUCUUGUGGCUUCAGCAAAGCAAAUACAACACGCCUGGGGAUUUGCUGGUCUGGAAGUUUGUGUGAAGAGCUCUCUGGAGGAGAAUGGCAAAGGCAAGUAGUCAGAGUAGGUUCAAAGGCAAGUCAAAAUCGGACUUGCAAACUUUAUUCAUCUUCUACUUUGUAACAGAAAUUUUGUUGAGAGUCGACAUUCAGUUUGCGUG